AUGGAUAUACACGACGUCUCUCAGAUGGAGGAAUACCGGGCAGUCCUACAGAAACAGAAACAUUCUCUCCAAAAUGCCCAAUCUCGCAAGGGUCAGACGCCGAAGCCGACCAGGUCUCGCGACGAUAUCAUAAUGGAGUUCAUGUUUAGCCGAAUGCUGGCCAGUAAUAGACCUACUAACACGCGUGAUAUUCACUCCUCGUUUGUGCCUCCAGCCUACCCACCAUCUGUCGCUGCAUUGAGUACCCUGAAAAGGAUACUAAUCAGAGAUCUCACCCUCGAAACAUAUCAUCGUGGAUUCUACAUUCUGCUAAGAGCAGUCACACCGAUGGACAGAAUGACUGCGGUGAUGACCGUGGUGGAAGAUGAAAGAGGAGAUGUUGUCAUGUUACAGUUGUACAACCAGGAGAAAGAGCUCUCGACCGAUGGCCGUCUCGUGGAAGGAACAGUGAUACUCGUGAAGGAGCCUUACUUGAAGGUCAUGGCUGAUGGGAACUACGGAAUGCGAGCUGACCAUCUCUCCGAUAUCAGAUUCCUGCCAGACCAUGAUUCUUUGAUACCGUUGGCAUGGGGAGGUCAGCGAGCAAUGGAUGCAUCAGCCAAUUAUUACAAAAUCAGAGGCAACAACUGUUUCAACAAGAAUGAGCACCAUCUCGCUAUCGAUCACUAUUCCAGGGCUCUGAGUUCCUCCCCGACUGCCGACGAAGCCGUCACAAUCCGGCUCAAUCGCGCCCUGACUUAUCUCAAGACUCACCAAUUUGACGCCGCCCUUCAUGACGUCGAAGUCGUCCUAUUGGCCGAUGAAUGCUCUGAAAAAGCCCUCUUCCGCAAGUCCCAGGCUCUUUAUCAUCUCGCCAGAUUUGAAGAAUCGUGCAAAGUCCACCAAGUGCUCUGCAAAGCAUACCCUAACAACACUGCCGCAAGAGCCGAGUUCGAUCGCGCCACUUCCCGACUCGCAGAACAGCAAACUGGAAAAUACCCAUUCAAGUACCUGCACCGAGAGGCAAGGAAGCGUUGCCCGCCGCUCCUGGAUCGCGCAACAUAUAUCGGCCCUGUCUCUGUCAGGCCAACUGAGUCUCGCGGACGAGGAUUAUUCACGACAGAAGCCGUCCGAGCCGGUGACCUAUUGCUUUGUGAGAAAGCGUUCGCGUAUGCCUUUGAUAACGAAGGUACCGACACUCCGAGCAAUCUUUCGAUACUCAUGAACACGGAAACGGACACGAUCACAAAGGGUACCCAGGCAGAACUUAUCACCCUGAUCGCCCAGAAGCUUUACAAGGUCCCGACACUUCGAUCAACAUUCAUUGAUCUUUACCACGGCUCAUACAGCCCUGUCGAUACCGCAGAAGUGGACGGUACGCCCGUUGUCGACACCUUCCUCAUCGAGCGUAUAAUGUCGCUCAACUGCUUCGGCUGCGGCUUAUCGUCCCGUGAAUCUCACAUUCGCACCAUGAAAGAAGCCGAAUCGCAGCUAGAGCCCACCAAGACCGAGACCUUCCACUCCUGCGGUGUCUGGCCUCUGGCAUCAUAUAUAAACCAUUCCUGCAACAGCAACGCUCGCCGCUCUUUCAUCGGCGAUAUGAUGAUCGUGCGCGCUACACGAGAUCUGCCCAAGGAUACCGAACUGGUUUUCUGGUACAAGGCGCCCCUCGAUAAUACCUCUAAGGCGAAACAACUGAAUCUAAAGCAUUGGGGCUUCAGGUGCAGCUGCGAGAUCUGCCAGGAUUCCAUUGAAACCGAGGAGAGCGAUCUGAUGAAGCGAAGGAGACUCACCGCGGACUUGGCGAAUGCCUUCCAGUCCCUAGGAAAAUCCCGCAAGCCAAACUUGGUUAUUGCUCGGAUUGAAGACGUCGUUUCUAAACUCGAGGAAACGUAUCGCAGGCUAGCAAUCGAAGUUCCCCGUGCUGGUAUUUGGAAGGCGUUUUCGAGUCUAGCGGCUUUCCACGCCUCCCGAGGUGUCUCAGAGAAAGCUGUUGAUUUUGCACUGAAGACUUUGGAGUCACUGGGCUACGUACUGGAAGGCGGGAGACUUCCGCGUAGAUCUGGUGUGCGGCUGUGCGUUGUGAAAUGGGGUCUUAUGAUGGACGGUCUUGUUGGGUGUUGGAUGAUUCUCUGCAGGGCGUACUGCGAUGUAGCUCCUGAACUGGCAGAUCAGGCAGAGGACUACGCUAGGACUACCUAUAGGAUGUGUGUUGGCGAGGAUGAGACUUUUGGGGAUACGUACAGCCGCUUCUCGAAGCGCACGGAUGGAUUUCUUGUUCGGGGGGAGUAG
This is a messenger RNA of Aspergillus puulaauensis, 2271 nucleotides long. Its product is annotated as TPR domain protein. The transcript has 3 exons. The coding region runs from base 1 to 2271 and encodes 756 amino acids. NCBI's taxonomy places the organism in Eukaryota, Fungi, Ascomycota, Eurotiomycetes, Eurotiales, Aspergillaceae. Gene Ontology annotation, molecular function: protein binding. The record is from RefSeq and is a predicted model, not a curated record.